Molecule: messenger RNA, 3769 nt
Organism: Sciurus carolinensis (gray squirrel)
Lineage: Eukaryota; Metazoa; Chordata; Mammalia; Rodentia; Sciuridae
Gene: Akr1e2
Product: aldo-keto reductase family 1 member E2
Exons: 10
Coding region: 98-1003 (301 amino acids)
Cellular component (GO): cytosol
Molecular function (GO): aldose reductase (NADPH) activity
Source: RefSeq, a predicted model, not a curated record
GGGAGGCCUCCGCGCACGCUGCGCUCGCCUCCCGUCACGGCCGCAGUGACUCGCAGGGGUGGGUCCAUGGCGAGUGUCCGGGGCCGCGUCGGGAGCCAUGGAGAAGAUCCCCACUGUGGGCCUGGGCACCUGGAAGGCAUCUCCAGGAGAAGUGACUGAGGCAGUGAAGGUGGCCAUUGACGCUGGGUACCGGCACAUUGACUGCGCUCACUUAUAUCAGAACGAGACUGAGGUGGGACUAGGAAUCCAAUACAAGAUCAAGGAGGGUGUUGUGAGACGAGAGGACCUGUUUAUUGUCAGUAAGCUGUGGUGCACCUACCACGAGCCAUCUUUGGUGCAAAUAGCAUGCAAAAAGAGUCUGAAGUCCUUAAAGCUGGAUUACUUGGACCUCUACCUGAUGCAUUGGCCCAUGGGUUUCCAGCCUGGAGAAGAAGACCUCCCUUUGGAUCCCAAUGGUAUGGUUAAACCCAGUGACACAAACUUCCUGGACACAUGGGAGGCCAUGGAGGACUUGGUGAUUAAAGGGCUUGUGAAGGACAUUGGCGUGUCAAAUUUCAACCAUGAACAGCUUGAGAGGCUUUUGAAUAAGCCUGAUUUGAAGAUCAAGCCAGUGACUAACCAGAUUGAGUGCCAUCCAUAUCUUAAUCAGAAGAAUCUGAUUAGUUUUUGUAAAGCCAGAGAUGUGUCUGUGACUGCUUACCGUCCUCUUGGUGGCUCCAGGGAGGGAACGGACUUGCUGAAUAACCCCACAAUUCAGAGAAUUGCAGAGCACUAUGGCAAGUCAUGUGCUCAGAUUUUGAUCCGGUUUCAGAUCCAGAGAAAUUUAAUAGUGAUUCCCAAGUCUACCAACCCAAAUCGGAUUCAAGAAAACAUCCAGGUGUUUGAUUUUGAAUUAACAGAGGAUCAUAUGGAUGAAAUCAUGAGUCUGGACAGACACCUCCGAUUGGUCACCUUCCCCACAACUGAAAACCACAAAGACUACCCUUUUCACAUAGAUUUCUGAGACAGCAUCCCUUCUCCUGGUUGCUGCUCUGCUCACACAAAUUGGAUGGUUGGCACCAUUGAGCCACCUCUGCAGAGGCUCUGUGGUUGCCCUAGACCAGUUGUAGCCAGGGAUGGGACAACAGAGUGAGUGUGGGUGGAGGCUUCCCUGGAGCAGAAGCCUGGUUCUCUGAGAAAUCCAAAGAAUUAAGUGUCAUCUAAGUAAUGGAAAGAGUGUAGUUCUGUGAGUGGUUGGGAACUGUCCAGGGAAUCCACACAGUUCCUCAGGAUCAUGUAAUGCAAUGUAAUUUCUACAAGUCAGUCCAUGCAUUUGCCAUGCUCCAAAAAGAGAUAUCCAGCCUCCUAGAUGAGAGGUCGUAGAUCAUUUAAGUGCAGCUUUUCUUUAGAAUUUAGGGUGUCAAACAAAGGGAGGGUGUUAUGGUUCAGAUCUGAGUGUCCCCCAAAAGCUCAUGCCUUUUAGGCAACGUAGCAUGUUUAGAGGUGAAAUGAUUGGGUGAUUGGGUCAUGAGGGCUCUGACCUCACCUGUGGAUUAAUAAUUCGACUCCAUUUACUGGGAGGUGGUGAAAACUGUGGGCAGGUGGGGCAUGGCCUUAGGGAUUGUAUCUGUCCCUGGGCCCUUCCUGUCUCUCCAUCCUUCCCAGCUGCCAUGAGCUGAGCAGAUUUCCCGAGCUAGCACACCAUGGAUGAGUCCUCUGAAACCAUAAGCCAAAAUAAAUCUUCCCUUCUCUAAGUUGUUCAUGUUAGGUAUUUUGAUCACAAUGACAAAAUGCUGAUGUAACACAGAGGAGAGGUUCAAGGAGCCAAAAUUCCUUUACAUGUCUACCCAAUACUUGCAGUUUAAGAAUUAUCCUUUCCCACUGAUUAAAAUUGAAAAAAACAACACCUGCAUAGGAAUGCAAAGAAUGGCCAGUUGGGGUACUUUCAAUUAGGCAUUCAAAUCUUCCUAACAUGCUCUAAAAUUUUGAGAUCCCAUUUUGUUUCUUAUCAGUCUCUCAAGAGCAAAGAAAUUACUUCAAGUCCUGUCACAAAAUCAUCCGUGUGUUUUGCUUUGACAAGUGUUUCUGGGCAUAGGAUUCUUUGUUUUUUUUUUUUUUAACUUGGCAGAUAGCCUUUGCCUUGGUUUGUCCAACCUAUGAUCAGACUUUCUUUCCUUGCAUGGAAAUUGCCUUGUGCCUGGCAGGUACUGUGGUGGUGACCAUGCCUGUCUGUGACCAGGUAACCUUCCCACAGGAGACUAUCUUCAGAGACUAGAGUCUCUGAAGUCAGAUGGUGAUAAUGAUAUUAGUGGCUUUUAAUUUGAUGUCCCAUCCUCACCAUUUGGAAUGCUUAUUUUUGCUCUUAGAAGAUUUUCAGAAACAAUUAGGGAGAAAAAGAGUAAACUAAAUCAAUUGUUGAUACACAUUACUAACCAAAAAUAAAACCAAAAUUAAGGUGCUCACAAAAACAAGAAACUUUCAAUUAGGCAUUAAAAAUCAGACAAAAUAUUGAACUAGGCACACAGAACCAAAAGAGAACUCACCAGAAGAUAAGGAUAAACGCACAGAAUGUGAGUUCUGUGAAAUCUGACUUCUCACCAGGGUGGUGUCCUUGGACCUGAGAGGGCUUGUUAGAAAAGACAGAAGAUGCCUAUAAUCCCAAAAAGGGGGGCAAGGUCUUUUUCUUAAGGUGACCUUAUUCAAACCAGAUGCCAAGGAGUUAACAGGGAACAUCUCCGAGAUCCACCAGAAGAAUCAGGAGCUUGCCCUGAAGUGAGACUCGCCAGGCCAGAAAGAGCAAGUCACAGCCAUGGAGAGGACUAAGACGGAACCUCAGAGCCACACUCAGCCCCAGGACCAGCCCGGCAUCAGGAGCGGCACCAGCAAAAGUCUCACUCCGACACCAGAUAUGCCAGCCUAAGUGACAAUCAGACAUUCUCUAAAGAGCAAGGACACGCACCGGGGAAUGGCAGAGUGCUGUCACGGGAGUACUGUGAGGAGCUGGGCAAGAGGACCUGGCACUAGCAAUGUGUCUGACUUUGGUAUCAGCUUAAGCUAAGCUGGGUACAUUUUAGCUUAGUGUCACUUUUGUCUUAACCAGUUGUUAGAUCCCUCCUCCAGGCCCAAAUUGUGGGGCCCACUUGGUAUCAUUGCCACCCAGGACAACUCUUCUGUCAGUUCCCCUGAUAAAUUGCACUUCAUGCACUCAGGGUCUGCCGGCUCAUUGCAGUGUCAGAGCACCUUGGAGCUGAGUCUCAUGCCCUGGGACCAAAUUGGUCCAGAACAUGAACACUAUCAACAUUUUCUUGUUUUCAGACUAUGACACAAAAUUAGAAAAAAAAUAUGCUUUACGGUUAAUAAGGUAAAAGUUACAUGUCAGAUGCCACAUUCCACAAGCUUUUAUAUCCAAAUAAAAAUACAAAGCCACAUGAAAAUCUUAGUUUGUUUAUAAAAGCAGAAAUUUUGUUGAACAGAUUUUCAGAUGCCAGUGCACUACAUAUUGAAAUCAAUUUUCAAAAGUUAUACAGCCAGCUCAAUGUUUAUAGCAGUGCAGUUCACAACAGCCAGGUUAUGGAACCAGCUCAGAUACCUUUCACAGCAGAGUUUUACUCAGUCAUCAAGGAGAAUGAAAUAUGUUACUUGCUGAUAAAGGGAUAGACCUGGAGAACAUCAUGCUAAGUAAAAUAAGCCAGAUUCAGAAAGCCUAGGAUGGAAUGUUUUCUCAUACGCAGAAGGUAGACCAAAAUAAAGAAAAAAAAGAGGAGGGUUGAGAAAUCCCAUGAAAAUACAA